UUUUUCUCUUUCUCCUUCUGCCAUGGCUCGGAACCGGGUCCCCAUUCAAGGUCACAUUGCAAUGCAGAAGCCCGAAUCUUACGGGACAGUGAGCGGAGACGCUGCGGUUGAAGUUGAGGAAACACCUGUUGACAAAAGCGCAAUGCUCAACCAGGGCAAUGGAGUAGGACAAGCAUCAGCAUCUCAGAAAAGCAGUUUUUGUUUGAGCAAUUUAUUGGAAAGUUAUACCGUGGACUACUCUGGGUAUUUACAAGUGAAAAUAAGAGCUGCUUUCUAUCCCAAGUUUGAAAAUGAGAAGUCAGACCAGGAGGUUUCACUUAAACACUCUGGGCCUCUUUUUAUGUAUGCUGGUAAUGGUGGAGCAUAUGCGAAAAAGAGCUUUGGCAAUAUAUACACUGCUGUGGGUGUUUUUGUUCUCGGUCGGACAUUGCAAGAGGCGUGGGGAGCAGAAGCAGCUAAGAAGCAAGCAGAGUUUGAUGAACUUCUUGAGCAUGUAUAAGCAUAUCAAUGGAACUGGUUCCUGCUGUUCUAGGAGAUCAUGGACAGCGCCCUCAGGAAGAUUAUGGUACUUUCCUUUCUCUCUUCCAUGAAGAAGAGGUUAUGGUACUUGGUUGCUCUAUGUUAUGUUCAACAAUAUGUUUGCAAAAGUAAAGCUAUAUUUUGGAAUGAAGUAUCGAAAACAUAUAUUAAUUGUUGCU
Molecule: messenger RNA, 698 nt
Organism: Morus notabilis
Lineage: Eukaryota; Viridiplantae; Streptophyta; Magnoliopsida; Rosales; Moraceae
Product: tRNA ligase 1
Exons: 5
Coding region: 23-499 (158 amino acids)
Biological process (GO): tRNA splicing, via endonucleolytic cleavage and ligation
Molecular function (GO): RNA ligase (ATP) activity
Source: RefSeq, a predicted model, not a curated record